This is a messenger RNA of Aspergillus homomorphus CBS 101889, 3340 nucleotides long. Its product is annotated as mitofusin. The coding region runs from base 127 to 2922 and encodes 931 amino acids. The record is from RefSeq and is a predicted model, not a curated record. The transcript has 4 exons. Lineage: Eukaryota; Fungi; Ascomycota; Eurotiomycetes; Eurotiales; Aspergillaceae. Gene Ontology annotation, cellular component: mitochondrial outer membrane. Gene Ontology annotation, biological process: mitochondrial fusion. Gene Ontology annotation, molecular function: GTPase activity; GTP binding.
GCCGAAUCUAAUCUCCCUCGCCUCCCACGGCACCACUCCUUCAUUCUUCAACCGGACAUUUCUUUCGAUCACAACUCUUUUCACCGUCCUGGGUUACGCCCACAUGCAAACAACAUCCCCUUUGCCAUGAGUCAGGAGUAUUACCCCGGCCAAGGCGCCUCUUCGUCCUCCGGCUCCUCGUCCAGCCAGCCGCCCCAGGAGGCUUCCUCUGCGAACAAUACCCCCCCAUCCUUCCCGAGACCCCCGCCGGCGUACAUGACUGUCGGGAAUGGUUCGACCUCCGAGAGCGCAACGGCCUUGAUGGCCUCGUUGCAUGAGGAUUCCGGGUACGGCGGAAGCAUUGCCAGUGGAAGCGUGGUGGAUGGCGAUGCUGGAGCUGCUGCUGGUGGCGGUUGGCGAGCGGAUCUGAUGGUCGAUAGCCCGACUCCCAUGCACGCGCCUGCCCAUCUAGGAGAAUGGAACCCGGCGGCUGAGCACGAGCGACAGGUUGUCGCGAGCCAUGUUCAUCAGCUUCUCUAUAAUUCGAACCGGACCAAGCUUGGACGCGCGAUCACGCGCACCAUCGAAACGUUGAAGGAACUCCAGGACAUGAACCGGCAAUGGCCCGCCCACUACCCCUCCGUCCAGAACGCACCCGAGUCGCCCUCCGAGAAACCCGCCCUGCAUAAGAGACAGUCCUACUUCGGAGAUGAGUCCCUGGAUGAUUCGAUGCCCCGUCCCGGUCAGGUCCGGCGCGCCGCCACCAUGACCGGCGGGGAGGACUUGGCCGAGUCGAGUGCUGCCGCCCAGCGCCGUGUUCCGGCCGAGCCCAGGUUGAUGAGCCCCCAGAUCGCGCAGGAGUUUUCGAUUCUCAAACUCGAUCUGAAGCUGGGAGCCCUGUCGCAGGCUGAGCUGGUUCACUCGCUGGAGAAAGCGUCCAUCGCGUCGCUGUUGGAUGGCAAGAUCGCCCAGAGCGUCAAGCAUCUGCUCUCGUUGCGGGACCGCAUCGAGGAUACCUCCAGCAAGGUUCUGAUUACGGGUGAUUUGAACGCGGGAAAGUCGACGUUCUGUAAUGCGCUGCUGCGUCGCAAGGUUCUGCCCGAGGAUCAGCAGCCAUGCACCAGCAUUUUCUGCGAGGUCCUGGAUGCACGCGAGAACAGUGGUAUCGAGGAGGUGCAUGCCGUUCACAAGGAUGUGCACUACAACCGCAACGAUGAGAGUACAUACGACGUGUAUGCGCUGUAUGAGCUGGAGAAUAUCGUCAUCGAUAACUCCAAGUACAUGCAGUGCAAGGUCUAUGUGAAGGAUGUGCGGACGAUCGACGAGUCUUUGCUCAACAACGGCGUCGUGGAUAUUGCGCUGAUUGAUGCGCCUGGUCUGAACUCGGAUUCCUUGAAGACGACGGCUGUUUUUGCGCGACAGGAGGAAAUCGAUGUGGUCGUGUUCGUGGUGUCGGCUGCUAACCACUUCACUCUUUCUGCUAAGGAGUUCAUUCUCAAUGCUGCCCACGAGAAGGCGUACAUGUUCAUUGUUGUCAACGGUUUUGAUCAGAUUCGCGACAAGCAGCGGUGUGAGCGGAUGAUCCUGGAUCAGAUCGGCAAGCUCAGUCCCCGUACGUACAAGGAGGCGGCCGAACUGGUUCACUUCGUUUCCAGUAACGCCAUUCCCGUGGCGCCUCCCGUUCCCAGUCCGAACUCCGGUGGUGGUGGCGACGAUGGAUCCGACGAUGACGAGCCCGAGGAUAAAGGAAAGGGCAAAGGCAAGGGCAAAGAAAGACAGAAGAUCCAGGAUUUCGAGAAUCUGGAAGGUUCUUUGCGUCGGUUCGUCCUCGAGAAGCGCUCUCGUUCAAAGCUUGCGCCUGCUCGGACAUAUCUCCUGAACCUGCUCGCAGAUCUGAACUCCCUGGCUGGAGUCAACCGCGAUGUGGCUCAGGCAGAACUCAAGCGUGUCACGGACGAGCUGGCCGAGCUGGAACCUGCUUAUGAGCAAGGCAAGAAGAAGAAGGUCGAACUCAGCGAGCAGGUCGAGAAGUACAUUGAUGAUUCGUGCGACGACGUCUACAAUCACACUCGUUCUAGCCUGGGUGAAACCAUUGCUCAUGUUUCCGAGGCUGACUUGGGUGUCGAGUACCCGGGUUUGUUCUCUGCCUUCCAGUACGCCGAGGAUUUGAAGUUGGCUAUGCUGGAUCAGAUUGCCGCAUCUGUCUCGGACUGCGAAGAUUAUGCUCGCGAGAAGACGGUCAAGGGCGUUGGUUUCGUCCAGAACAUCGGUCUUUUGCAUGUUGGUGAAGAUAAGUUCGCGCCUUUGAACUUCCGUGCGGACAUGAUGUUCCGUCGCGGUCGUCGCCACACGCUUGCAAGACAGGUUGACACGGAAGUGGAGAUCUGGGACUUCUUCGACAUCUCUGGUAUUUGGGAGCGGCAAGAGAAGAUGGCCGGUACUGGUAUGGCGAUGACUGCCGUGACUGUUCUCGGAGGUAGGGCUUUUGGUGGCAUCGGCUGGGUCGACAGUAUGUUCAGUGCUGUUCGCUUCCUGGGACCGAACAAUGUGCGACGACUUUUCCUGCCUGGUAUUCUGGCAGCCGCUGCCCUGACUGCCGCCUGGAUGGUUUCCACUAUCCCCACUACCCUUCCUCCCCGUCUGUCCCGCAAGCUUGCGGCCACUCUUUCAGAGAUGGACUACGUUCACUCCAACGCCACGCGCAUUUCCUCCGAAGUUCGCCGCAUCCUGCGCCUGCCUGCCGGAAAUCUGCAAACCAGUCUCGCGCAAGACAUCGAAGACCUUGGACGUCGCAAGCACGAAGUGAGCAAGACCAAGCACGAGAGCGAGACCGCCAGCAAGUACUUUUCGAAUCUCUUCCGCGAGAGUGGCGAGAACCGCAGAUCGGUAGAGAGCAUUGAUCUGGAUGCUCCUCUACCCGGCGGCCUUGCGGCAGCUCAUUGAGCAUUGAUAGGGGACGCUUAGAUGGGUUCGGAGGUGAUUUCCCUUGUACAAAACGUAAUGAUGCUGUACGAACUUUCUAUUAUUCCCUUCUCUGCUGUGUGGUUUGCCUAGGCCUUGUGCUGCCUCCUUCCGCUCUGCCUUCUUCUUUUCCUGUUUCCCUCACAAAAUAUCCCGUCGUGCAUGAGUUACAGCUUCUUUCUUUCCUCCUCUUCUCUUCUUUUUAACUCUGCUUGAUCUUCCUUGCUGUAAUGAGGCGUGUUUGGCGGUACGCAUGGUUAAGAUAUAGCUUCAAAAUUCUUCAUCAGAAUGAUAUCCUAGACAAUGGUCUUUUGUAUUUGUCUGCCUCGAUCACUUUGUCGUUGCGCCUUGUCCUGUUGCUGAUGCUGUGAAGAAAUGGCCUGUCAUUCAAAGUUCUGGC